GGAAAAGAAAAGAGAAGAGAGUGGUUUCGUUUGACCUAAAUACCCUCUGUUGGUGCUUGGUUGAAGGUAUGGAUUUCCCAUGAGGACCCUCUAAUUCCCAAUCUUCCUCUCUUCUCCUUACCCUUCUUCUCCUAAUUCCGAUUUUCUCCACUUCCCCGCCAUUUUUUCAAAUUCCCGUUUCUUCUUCCUUUUCGAUCAACCCCUUUCCGUUCCCAACUAGGGUUCCGCUUUUUUUCUUCCAAGCUUCAAUCUUUCAGCUGGCGUUCUUUCCGCAAAUUCUCAUUGUCGUUAUAUAUAGUGAUUAAUGUCUUCAAUGACUAAUCAUGAUUUGAUAAUUGGCCAGAGUCAUAAUUUGGCACUUGGCCAUAACCAGCAACUGGUGCUGAACCACAAUCAUAGUUUGGGCCUCAGUGGGAAUCAUGAUUUGGACUUGGGACAAACUGAUGAUCAGCAUUUGGGUCUGGGACAAACUCACGACCAUGAACUGGGCUUAGGAAUUGCCAAUGACCAUGACUUGGGCUUGGGACUGAACCAUGAUGAUGAAGAUGAUGUUCACAGGUAUGGGCAUGAGGAUGAGCUAUCCAUUGAUCAAAAACCAGAGCAUGGUGGCCAUGAGAUGCCCAUUCCCACACAAAAUCAUGAGUUGACCAUAACAGAGAACAAUGAGUUGUCUGUUUCAGAAAAUCAGGAAUUUGAUGAGAACAUGGCGAUGACUAUGGUCCACAACCCAGAAAUGAGCAUUGAAUCUGCUGAAGAAAUGGGUGUUCACGAUUCCGAGCUUAUGGUUGCCACAUCCCCUGUAAUUCAGGCUCGUACAAUGGCCAUAAGUCCUAAUUAUGAAUUGUCAGUGGGACAAGAAUUCCCUGAUGUUAAGAGUUGCCGAAGGGCAUUAAGGGAUACAGCAAUCGCUCUGCAUUUUGAGAUGCAGACUAUAAAAUCUGACAAGACUCGCUUCACUGCUAAAUGUCGAAGUGAAGGAUGUCCCUGGCGCAUUCACGCAGCAAAACUCCCUGGUGUUCCAACUUUUACUAUUAGGACAAUCCAUGAGAAUCAUACAUGUGGAGGAAUUUCACACCUUGGCCAUCAACAAGCCUCUGUUCAAUGGGUUGCUACUUCUGUGGAGCAAAGGCUGAGGGAGAACCCUAAUUGCAAGCCAAAGGAGAUAUUGGAAGAGAUUCAUAGGGUUCAUGGCAUCACACUGUCAUACAAGCAAGCUUGGAGAGGCAAGGAGCGUAUCAUGGCUGCAAUGCGUGGAUCUUUUGAAGAGGGAUACCGCUUGCUUCCACAAUACUGUGAACAGGUGAAACGCACAAAUCCAGGCAGUAUUGCAUCUGUUUAUGGAAAUCCAACUGAUAAUUGCUUCCAACGCCUAUUCAUAUCCUUUCAAGCGUCAAUAUAUGGUUUUUUAAAUGCUUGUCGACCACUUUUGGAGCUUGAUAGAACAUAUUUAAAGAGCAAGUAUCUUGGUACAUUACUUCUAGCCACCGGAUUUGAUGGUGAUGGAGCUCUCUUUCCUCUGGCCUUCGGUGUUGUUGAUGAGGAGAGUGAUGAUAAUUGGAUGUGGUUUCUGUCAGAACUUCAUAACCUGAUGGAGACAAACACUGAAAACAUGCCUAGGCUUACAAUUUUGUCCGACAGGCAGAAGGGAAUUGUAGAUGGUGUGGAAGCAAAUUUUCCCACUGCCUUCCAUGGAUUUUGUAUGCGUCACUUGAGUGACAGCUUUCGCAAGGAGUUUAACAACACAAUACUCGUUGAUCUUCUAUGGGAAGCAGCUCAAGUUCUCACCAUACUUGAAUUUGAAGCAAAAGUUUUAGAGAUUGAAGAAAUAUCACAAGAUGCUGCGUACUGGAUUCGAAGAAUUCCACCUCAUUUGUGGGCCACUGCAUACUUUGAGGGGCAAAGCUUCUUUCAUUUUUCAGCAAACAUAGUUGAAUCUUUAAACACAUGGAUAUUAGAGGCAUCUGGGCUUCCAAUAAUUCAAAUGAUGGAAUGCAUAAGAAGACAGCUAAUGACUUGGUUCAACGAGCGGCGUGAGACCAGCAUGCAGUGGACAUCAAUACUUGUACCUUCAGCUGAGAGAGUUGUCACAGAAGCUCUUGAUCGUGCGAGGACACACCAGGUACUUCGUGCCACUGAUGCUGAAUUUGAGGUUAUAUCACAUGAAGGAACAAACACUGUUGAUAUUAGGACCCGUUGUUGUCAAUGUCGUGGGUGGCAGCUCUAUGGUUUGCCUUGUGCACAUGCUGUAGCUGCUCUUCUCUCUAUCAGGCAGAAUGUGCAGAGAUUCACAGAAAGCUGUUUUACUGUUGCAAACUACAGAAAGACAUACUCACAGACCAUACACCCAAUUCCUGAUAAAUCUCUGUGGAAGGAGUUUUCUGAGGCUGAGGGGGUUGUCACUGUUUCUGAUGUUGAUCAACUUCAACUUCAACUUACUAUUAACCCUCCUAAGUCACUCCGGCCACCGGGGAGACCCAGAAAGAAACGGGUUCGGGCAGAAGACCGUGGCCGCGUAAAACGGGUUGUGCAUUGUAGUCGUUGCAAUCAAACGGGUCACUUUAGAACCACCUGUGCAGCUCCCAUCUGAGUCUCCUCCUACACCUUAGUUUUUCAUUAUUUAUUAUUUAGGUUUUUUAGCUUAGACCCUCCUCCAAAUUUUCUUUUUUUUAUUUCCUUUACAUUAAUGUGAAUCAAUAUGUUUCAGCUGUUGUGUAUCUAUAGUCAAUUAAUUUGCAUUGUUUCAGCAUGCAUACAAUACUUCAAUUCAUCCCUGUUUAAACCUAAAGUUGUUAACUUGACUCGAAGAUUGUAUAGAAACGAGGGUAUUGGAGCCUCCUAGUUUGCUUGCUUCACCCAAACU
Molecule: messenger RNA, 2860 nt
Organism: Vigna unguiculata (cowpea)
Lineage: Eukaryota; Viridiplantae; Streptophyta; Magnoliopsida; Fabales; Fabaceae
Molecular function (GO): zinc ion binding
Source: RefSeq, a predicted model, not a curated record